Molecule: messenger RNA, 763 nt
Organism: Mizuhopecten yessoensis (Yesso scallop)
Lineage: Eukaryota; Metazoa; Mollusca; Bivalvia; Pectinida; Pectinidae
Exons: 4
Source: RefSeq, a predicted model, not a curated record
CUUAUACGGAAAUGUGUCAAUUACAUGCAAAGCAAAACAAUAUUAUAGUGGAUUCGCGAUGCAAACAAGGUCGAUGGUAUUAUCUUCUUCGUGCUAAAUAUAUACAAAAUGCACUGAUUUGUUGAUCUUUUUACAAUACAACUCUUAUUGGAUUAAUGUGUGGCUUGUGUAUAAGGAUUGUUUAUUUGAGGCAUUGGAGAUAUUUUAAAGUAUUUUUUCCGUGAGUGGAUCAAUUCCGAAGGAGGAGAUCAUAUCUGGGUCACGUUGAUACGGGCUCGCAGUGAGUGAGAGGAGACGUUGGUCUAGUGCUGGACUUGAUUGCCAAUGACUUUAAGGAAUCCCGAUGUGACGGGAUUAGAUCUUGCUCAGUAUGCUGUAUAUUUUGCUUGUUGUUUUUGGAUUAUGUAGCGGCUUGGGUCUGCAAAGGACUGCCGAGAAUGGUGAAAAUGCCAACCCGUCGUGUGUGAUUGCAUACCCGUAUGCCACCCCCCACAUUUCAGCUUUCUAUGAACAAGUGACAUCAGGAGUAGGCUGUUCCACCAACUCAACCACAGAGUCUAAUCAGGAGGUUCAUAUCAUUAACCUGCUCAAUGCUGGACCAGUUUAUCGAAAUGAUGUUGCAGAGGUCAACCUCCUUAUCAAGUCACGCAAUGAUGAAGUGUUGUGGAAACCUGUGAUAUUUGUUUUGAAUUCUCACCAGUCCGUGAAAUGGAAAGUGAAAAUUGAGAUGUUGGCUCCUCCUCGCCAAAGACAGAUAUUUGUG